Messenger RNA from Toxorhynchites rutilus septentrionalis, 918 nucleotides. RefSeq lists its product as uncharacterized. The record is from RefSeq and is a predicted model, not a curated record. The coding region runs from base 98 to 832 and encodes 244 amino acids. The transcript has 4 exons. Lineage: Eukaryota; Metazoa; Arthropoda; Insecta; Diptera; Culicidae.
GCGCUUUACUGUAGGCAGAUAUCUACAAUCAGCGGUCGAAUUAAAAACAGUGCAGAAGGAUGUUUUGAGUAUAUUUUACCUUCUAGCCGCGCAAUCAAUGCUUUUCUUUCCAAGCAAGCAGCGUUUUAAUCGGCAAAAGCAUGAAAUAGAAUCGUACGUGGUACGAAUUUAUCGGCACAAUCUAAUCAAGGACGGAGGCAUCAUCAAACGGAAACUACACGAGAAACUUUUCGAAGAGAUAAAACUGCGCCGCAACACUCGUGUCAAAAUGGACGAGUUGGGCUGGGUGCUGAUGAACCACGAUUUGAUAACACGUAAUGAGCCAAUCCAACAGCAUGCCAAUGGUAAUCGACCAAAUCAUUUUAAAUUCAACAUGGAGCGGUUGCGAAACCUACUGGAGCAGCACGAACAAAACAAUCACGCUGAGUUGACUUCCAAAAAUCAAAACAAAUUCCUGCGUAUGCUGGAUGCAAUUUUACAAAACGACAAAGUUUUGAAGGAAAUUAAAGAGAUGGUAGUGGCGAAUCGACUUCUAUCGGAAAUUCGUUAUGUGACUGCGGUGGAACGUAUGCUGAAACACAAUUUGGACCCCUCUUUGCGCUGCUGCUUUGUAUGCCGAGAGUAUUUCCGCACUGCCGAUGAGUAUACCAGUCAUUUCGAAAAAUUGCACGGUGAAGAAUUUCUUAUUGUUGCGGCGGUGGAUCGAUUUCAGACUAGUCAAAAAUUCAACGUUCUACAUCAAUACAAUGCCCUUGAUCCGGUGACAAUAUUCACGAUUUGCAACGUAUACCACACAGCCCUAAUAAAAAAAAACAAGAAAAGACGGGUUUAAUAUUUUACAAUAAAGAACAAAUCUACCACUUUCCACGAAAAUCGGAGAACCACUAUAUCGGUUCGACAUGGAAUGGCUGAUACAUA